UUUUCCCCCCUAAACUAAUGCGUACACCCACAGGCCACUUCAAAACCAAUCGCAUCGAAGAAAAAUGGAGGGAAACCGAGGAAGCUUGGAGAGAAUUGAAGUAAUGAGAAAAAUCACAGAGCUAACGAGAUCUAUGAUCGUCGAACUGAGCAAUGGAAGCUCCAGGAUGAUCGCCAUCGAUCGAUUCAAAAGUUACUGCUCCAAUUCCCUUGAAAACUGUUGUUGUAGGUUCAAUUUAUCUGAAGGGAAGGAUGUUCUAACACUUCAAAGGGAAAGCCACGUCCGUAGACUAGAUGUCUUGCUUAGAGUUCUACUCAUAAUUCAGCAGCUUCUGGGAGAAAAUAGACAUAGCUCAAAGAGAGAUAUAUAUUAUAUGCAUCCCUCUAUAUUUACAGAUCAGUCAGUUGUUGACCGGGCAAUCAACGACAUCUGCAUUCUUUUGCAAUGUAGCCGGCAUAAUCUGAAUGUGGUUUCUGUUGGUAAUGGGUUGGUGAUGGGUUGGUUGAGAUUCUCAGAAGCUGGCAGAAGAUUUGAUUGCUUGAAGAAGCCUAACAGUGCCCACUUUAUUCCUGUUCAAGUUGAAGAAGUUAUAGAUAUUACUAGUGCUGCAGAUUACAUACUCGUUGUAGAGAAAGAAUCAGUUUUUCAGCGUUUAGCAAAUGACCGGUUCUGCAGCAGAAACCGGUGCAUUGUAAUCACGGGACGUGGAUAUCCAGAUGUUCCCAGUAGAAGGUUUUUGCGGCUUCUCGUUGAUGUUUUGGCAUUGCCUGCAUUUUGUUUGGUAGAUUGUGAUCCAUACGGUUUUGACAUUCUGACGACAUAUCGUUUCGGUUCUAUGCAAAUGGCCUACGAUGCAAAGUAUCUCAAAAUCCCACAACUACGAUGGCUUGGAGCUUUUGCUUCAGAUUUUGAGAAAUACAAUCUGCCAGAACAAUGUCUCAUCCCAUUGACUUUCAAGGGUGCGGGAUCUCUCAUGCAGGCACACCGCGCACACACACGCACACACACGCACACUGCAUUUUCAAAUGUUAUUUUCUGUAUUUCUGAUAUGUUGAAGGUCAUGUUUAACCUGUCAGACAAGAGUAGAACUGAAGCCUUGUUACAAAGAUGCUACUUGCGUAGAGAGGUACAACAUUGGAGGUUGGAAUUGGAGUCAAUGCUGGAAAGAGGGGUGAAAUUUGAGAUAGAAGCACUGUCUGUGCACAAUAUUUCAUUUUUGUCCGACGAGUAUUUACCAUCCAAAAUUGAAAGUGAACUAACACUGUUGAACUCAUAGGUAAUUACCAAUCCAUACACUCUACCAACAUGGGGUUGAUUUGGAACCGUAAUGGAAUGAGUUAGUAUAAAAAACUCAUAUUUGGAUCAAAUGUUUUUGAUCCAAUUUAUAAUACUAAACCCAGCUUCGACUUAACCAUAUUUUCGAUCGAUU
Molecule: messenger RNA, 1429 nt
Organism: Cucumis sativus (cucumber)
Lineage: Eukaryota; Viridiplantae; Streptophyta; Magnoliopsida; Cucurbitales; Cucurbitaceae
Product: meiotic recombination protein SPO11-1-like
Exons: 14
Coding region: 65-1276 (403 amino acids)
Biological process (GO): reciprocal meiotic recombination; meiotic DNA double-strand break processing; meiotic DNA double-strand break formation
Cellular component (GO): nuclear chromosome
Molecular function (GO): DNA binding; DNA topoisomerase type II (double strand cut, ATP-hydrolyzing) activity; ATP binding
Source: RefSeq, a predicted model, not a curated record